AUGCUGCUUAUCCCACCAGCGAAGCCCUCAAAAACGUCCAAAGACAAAAAUGGUGUUGGCGUUCGCCGUCGAGCGCUGCGAAAACGAACGCCAGGACUAGGUGAAACCCCAGAGGACUCCGACUCAGGCUCCUGUGGGUCGAAUGAGUUCUCCAAUUCUCCCUCCUCCUCUGAAGAUGAGGCUGAGUAUGACGCUGGUUCCGGGAUCUUGGCUUCCCACGUCGGGCCAACGAAUUAUCCUCCACCCUAUGAGCUGUCAGCAGUUAAAGGCGGUAAAGCCUGUGAUCGUUCUCAACCUCCCUGGAACCGACUCUCGCGCAUUGAGGAAAAAAGUUGUAUAAAUGAAGGUGCUGAAGCCGUCGGAGAAUCAGACCCCGACUCACCGGAAGAAACCGAUGUGGUUUUGCACUUUGUGGAAAGGGGAGAAUCUGUCUCCACACCGCAUCUCCCUCCAGACAAUCAAAAGCGCUUUGACUAUCAAUCCGCCAAUCGUACGACUUCUGUGCCUCUGUCAACCAAUCAGACACGUAGACCGACUGAAGACGCAAAUCAGGCGCGUACGGGCGACCAAAGUGGCCACUCAUUGGCUGAGAGUGACGAGCAGGCAACGACAACAGGAAGCGAGUCACAGGCUACAACAAUCUCAGUUCACAAGUCCACUAUUCCACAGUCCACACCUGGCGCGGUGGUUGCAAAUUUUUCGCGAUCUCCAACGGAAGUACUUGUCCCGUUAACCGCAACCAGGGUAGACCUAGGUGAUCAACAGAGCACCGACAGUGAUACUCAAGAUGGACUAACAGAGCAAAGGGAAGAUACUUUAAAAAUGUCCAUAAUGCUCCCAAAUGCCCAAAUGAGGGAUAUUCCCGAGGGCAAGAAACAGCAUCUACAGCAUCGGCAUUACGUCUCGGCGUUGGAUGAGACCCUGCGGCCCGAAGUGGAACUUGUCUCGUCAAAAAGAGCGCUCUAUCAGACGCCCUCCAUUAGGCUGAGGGUCUGUCUCGGUUUCUGCGUGUCCAAAGUAAUUGCGACGCGUAUCCAUUAA
Dibothriocephalus latus is the source of this 1041-nucleotide messenger RNA. The record is from the annotation of a GenBank genome assembly. NCBI's taxonomy places the organism in Eukaryota, Metazoa, Platyhelminthes, Cestoda, Diphyllobothriidea, Diphyllobothriidae.